This is a messenger RNA of Meloidogyne enterolobii, 1065 nucleotides long. Lineage: Eukaryota; Metazoa; Nematoda; Chromadorea; Rhabditida; Meloidogynidae. The record is from the annotation of a GenBank genome assembly.
GGAGGACGGGGGGGGAAGAUAAUAGGAAGACGGAAUUUUUUCUUUAAUUUUGGGAAAUUUUUUUGUGUAGAGGUGUGGGUUAAGGUAGGGAUGAGAUUUCUUCCGUCUUCUUCUGUCUUCCAUUUUUUAUUUCCGUUUUUUCGUCUUCAGUCUUUCGUUUUUAAAAUGGCAGGGCCUAUCCUUGGGUGUAGGGGUGGUUGUUUUAAGUGAUGCAUAUUAAUAUGGUAGUUUAGUUGUUAAAAAUUUAAACACAUUAAGGGAAGGGGGAAAAGAUGACGGGGAAAAUAAGGGAAAAUGACUGAUUUUUUUUUUAUUUUCGGGAAAGAGAUUUUUUGUAGGUAGAGUUGGGGGUGUUUUUAGUUGAUAUUUAAUAGUUGUUUAGGUUAGCUAUUUUAUUUUUUUCAUAUGAGAUCCAGAAAGUUUCCAAAAAUUUAUUUUUAAUUUCCUCAAUAUUUUCAAAUAUGUAUAAGUCAAAAAAUUCUCUUCUUCUUAAGCUUAUGGAAUUUUUACUUGUUCAUACUCCACCAAAAACGUGUCAAUUAGCUGGAAAUAGUGUUCAUUAUGACCUUCAAUUUCUCAAGCGUUAUAUGCCCAAAUUUGUUGAACAUUUACAUUAUCGUAUAAUUGAUGUUUCGACAAUUAAAGAACUUGUUAAGCGUUGGUAUAGUGACUCGGAAAAAUUGGUUAAUAUGCCUCCAAAGAAAUUAAAUCAUUUGGCGAUGGAUGAUAUUAAGGAGUCGAUUGAUGAAUUGAUAUAUUAUAAGAAACACUUUUUUGUUUGAAAAUAUUUUUUUUUGAAAUUUUUUGUUUGGAAUUUUUGUUUUGAUGAAUUUAAUGAAUCUUGAGGUUAAUUUGUUUUAUAGUUAGAAAAAAUUAUUAUAUGGGAGAUUGGGUAGAGAAAAGGCAGCUAUAGUGGAUCAAAGGGGUAAAGCAGCCUAAUUUUUCUUGGAUUUACAGACUAACUUUAAAAAAUUUGUUUAAUUUUUUUUUUGAUUUGGAGUGGGGGAUUUUUCAGAAAUAUUUGAGAAGCUUUUUAAUUUUUUUUGAAGUUUUUUUUAAUUUUGG